Molecule: messenger RNA, 1655 nt
Organism: Onthophagus taurus
Lineage: Eukaryota; Metazoa; Arthropoda; Insecta; Coleoptera; Scarabaeidae
Source: RefSeq, a predicted model, not a curated record
GAAUAAUUUUAUUGGUGUAAUUAAGAUAAUAAUUUAAAAGAUAGAUUAAGUUAAAAUAACGAUGCCGCAAGAUCAGGUGGGAUCGCAACGUUUAACAAACGAUGAUUUUCGCAAAUUAUUGAUGACGCCGCGCGCGACUCCGAGUCAUGCAGCACCCGCUCCUGGAUCCAUUCGGGAAGCGAUGGCUAAUUCGAAAAUGUUACCCCCGAAAGAUGACCGUUUCGAGGAGCGUCGCAAAAAGAAAAGCUUUUACGCCAAAUUAAAAAAGCAAGAAGAUACUAAAAUGGCUGAAUUAGCUGAGAAAUACCGCGACCGAGCCAGCGAACGCCGCCAAGGUGUUAACCCGGAUUACCAAACCGAUGACCCCAUGAACACCGCGCAAGCAUAUCGAGCAGUGGCCCCCGAUUUAAAAUCGGGAUUUGACGCCGCCGAAAGGCGCAGACAAAUGAUUCAAGAAUCAAAGUUCUUGGGGGGCGACAUGGAGCACACUCAUUUAGUAAAGGGGUUAGAUUACGCGUUAUUACAAAAAGUGAGGUCAGAAAUCCAACAUAAAGAACAAGAACAAGAAGCGGAGAUGGAAAGAAUCGCGAAUAAAACGUUAGAGGAGAAAGAAAAAAGCAAAAAAGAGGUCGUCGAAGAUGAAAUGCAAUUUAAAACUAAAAUAGGGCGCUCAAUUUACCACACCGUGUGUUUAUUAAAAUCGAGACACAUCGAAAAAUCCGAGCUUUUUAUCCCUGGAAGGAUGGCCUACGUUAUUGAUUUAGACGAUGACGCUGAAACGGACGUUCCGGUGACCUUAAUAAGAUCAAGGGCGGAUGUCCCCGCUUUAGAAUCAACAACAACUUUAUCAACGAACGAUAUCGUUAUAAACAAAUUAACCCAAAUUCUAAGUUAUUUAAGACAAGGUAAUCGAAAAGGAAAAAAGGGUAAAAAAGUCGAAUCGAAAGAUCUCGAUUUAGAGAAGCGUUUAAAUCUGAAUCAAUCGAACCCGAACACAUCGUCGUUUCGAGACGAUUCGAUUUACGGCGAUAUCGGUGAUUACAUCCCGACUGCGAGUUCUUCGACGUCAAAGCGUUCUGAUAAGCAGCAAAAUCAGAAAAAAAAUCACCCCUAUUUUGAGAAAAACGACGAAGAUGAAACCGAUAAGAUAUCGGGGCCGAAUUUAAAAUUGAAUAAAUCAGCGCAAAUUUUGAAUCGCCUAGCGCAGGAACCUGAGGGAUAUGCUGAGUGUUAUCCGGGGUUGGAAGAAAUGAACGAUGCGAUUGAUGAUUCCGAUGAUGAGGUGGAUUAUUCAAAAAUGGAUUUGGGGAAUAAAAAGGGGCCGAUUGGGCGGUGGGAUUUUGAUACGGCUGAGGAGUACUCGGAUUAUAUGAAUCAAAAGGAGGCAUUGCCAAAGGCUGCUUUUCAAUACGGGGUUAAAAUGGCUGAUGGGAGGAGAUCGAGGAAGCAUAAGGAUAAGAAUGAGAAGGCGCAUUUAGAUCGGGAGUGGCAAAAGAUUCAAAAUAUUAUUCAUAAGCCGCCUGAAAGUAAACGGGCCAAAUAUUAGAUUGAUUAAUUUUAAGUCAACAAUUAAUUCUAGGAUUCUCCUAUUUAAAUAAUUACUCCAUCUAGCGGUUAUAACCUGAAUUGAUAGUAAAUUUGGCAUUUAGAACCCA